Molecule: messenger RNA, 3238 nt
Organism: Salarias fasciatus (jewelled blenny)
Lineage: Eukaryota; Metazoa; Chordata; Actinopteri; Blenniiformes; Blenniidae
Gene: ythdf3
Product: YTH N6-methyladenosine RNA binding protein F3
Exons: 5
Coding region: 345-2156 (603 amino acids)
Biological process (GO): mRNA destabilization
Cellular component (GO): cytoplasm
Molecular function (GO): mRNA binding; N6-methyladenosine-containing RNA reader activity
Source: RefSeq, a predicted model, not a curated record
UAUUCCUGUAAGACACUAGUCACUUUCAGACUGACUGAUAAACACCAUCUGCGGUCGGAUCGCUCGCGUCGGUUGACGCCUUGUGCGCAGACACGAACGGGGUCGCUGUUAUAGUGGUGAGAGGCGGAGAGGAUCCGGCGGAUCGUCGUCAGGUCCGAAGCACGGCAGGAAUACGUCGUUAACGGUGUGAUUGGACAAUCAGAGGAACGAGCCAGGAAAGCACUGAAGUGCUGAGAGUGUGUGUGUGAGAGAGAGAGAGGGGGUGAGAGAGGGAGAGAAAGAGAGAGAGAGGGGGGAAGCCGUGGACAGUCUCACAAACAGCGAUCCGUUUCGGUUCCUGGAGGAUGUCUGCGACCACAGUCGAUCAGAGACCUAAAGGACAAGGGAAUAAAGUGCAAAACGGAUCAAUGCAUCAAAAGGAUGGUGUGAAUGAUGAUGAUUUUGAGCCUUACCUGAGCGGCCAGACAAAUCAGAGUAACAGCUAUCCACCAAUGUCUGACCCCUACAUGCCCAGCUACUAUGCUCCAUCCAUUGGUUUCCCCUACUCUCUGGGAGAGGCUGCGUGGUCCACAGCAGGAGACCCCCCUAUGCCCUACCUUACGACCUAUGGACAGAUGAGCAAUGGCGAGCCGCACUUCAUCCCUGACGGAGUUUUCAGCCAGCCAGGUGCUCUGGGAAACACACCUCCCUUCCUGGGCCAGCAUGGCUUUAACUUUUUCCCUGGUAAUGCAGACUUUUCCACCUGGGGUACCAGUGUUUCUCAGGGUCAGUCCACACAGAGCUCGGUCUAUAGUAACAGCUACGGGUAUGCUCCCAGUUCGCUGGGUCGAGCCAUUACUGACGGACAGGGGGGCUUCGGAAGUGACACUCAGCUCAGCAAGGUCCCAGUGCUGAAUAGCAUCGAGCAAGGCAUGGCGGGGCUGAAGCUGGGUACAGAUAUGGUGGCCGCUGUCACCAAAACUGUAGGCUCACCCUUAGGAGGCACGGCAGGUAUGAGCAGCAUGGCGGCCAAUAACCUCCCUCCGUCUGUCAGCUCGUCGGCACCCAAACCUGCAUCCUGGGCAGCCAUUGCCAAGAAGCCGGCUAAGCCACAGCCCAAGGUCAAACCUAAAGCCAACAUUGGGAUGGGGGGAGGCAUCACCAUUCCCCCACCCCCCAUAAAGCACAAUAUGAACAUUGGUACUUGGGACGAUAAGAGCUCUCUGAACAAGCCCCCGAUAGCUCAGACUAUGAUGCCUCACCAAACCCUGGUGCAGCAGCCUCUCUUAGCUCAGCCUCAACCCUUGCUGCAGAACCCUUUACCCCCCCAGCCUCAACACCAGCCCCAGCACCAACACCAGCCGUUCCAACUCCAGUCUCUCCAGUCGCCCCAACACCCCCAGGCUCUUGCCCCUGGCCCGCCACACCUGCACCUUACUUCCCAACAUGGCCCCCCACAGCACCUUCAUCAGCAACAACCCCAUCAGCCUGGUCCACCCCCCAACCGCUGGGUGGCUCCGAGGAACCGGGGUGAGGGCUUUGGUCUGGGGGGUGGAGUCCCGAUGAGUGCCUCUCUUUGUUCUGGAGAAGUGCACCCAGUGCUGGAGAAACUUCGUGCCCUCAACAACUACAACCCCAAAGACUUUGACUGGAACUUGAAAAACGGACGCGUUUUCAUCAUCAAGAGCUACUCGGAAGACGACAUUCACCGCUCAAUCAAGUAUUCUAUCUGGUGCAGUACAGAACAUGGCAACAAGCGCCUGGACGGCGCGUACCGCUCCAUGGGCAACAAGGGCCCCCUGUACCUGUUGUUCAGCGUCAAUGGCAGUGGGCACUUCUGCGGUGUGGCCGAGAUGCGCUCACCAGUGGACUACAAUGCCUAUGCAGGCGUCUGGUCUCAGGACAAGUGGAAGGGCAAGUUUGAGGUGAAGUGGGUUUUCAUCAAAGACGUGCCCAACAACCAGCUGCGCCACAUCAGACUGGAGAACAAUGACAACAAGCCAGUGACUAACUCCAGGGACACUCAGGAAGUGCCUCUGGAGAAGGCCAAACAAGUGCUUAAAGUUAUCGCCACUUACAAGCAUACCACCUCAAUCUUUGAUGACUUUGCACAUUAUGAGAAACGUCAGGAAGAGGAGGAAUCUCUGAGAAAGGAGCGCAGUAGAAAUAAACAGUAACCUUCAAGCAAGCUCUCUGCUAGAACUGCAACACUAAUGAUGUAGGACCUUAAAUAAAAAUUUUUUUUUUGCCUAACCACAAAGGAGGAAAGGCUCUCACAAUCUUUCCCGCUGAAGACGACAAUGUAUCUGAACACUUGAACAUGACAAUAGAUGGACUCAUCUGUAUCCGUUGACUGGUGCAUCAGACUUUGUGUUCCUGUCUCACGAGAAAAAGAGCAUAAUCCACUUUGAAAGAAAAAAAAAAAACUGUCUUUAAAGCACUUUCAGUCCCUCUAAACAGCCUCUACCAAUAACUCUCUAACGCUGUUCUUCUUUAAUUUUUUUUUUUUGUUUGUUUGUUUGUGAGCGACUAACUGAUUAACCAGAGUAGUCAAAAGAUUUCACUGAGCUUAUUUGUAAUUUUUGUAAUGCCUCAAAUGUUUGGGAUAUCAGUGUACCACAUCAGGCCCUGAGAAGAAUUCCAACAUAUGUAGAAAUUAAUCUCAUGUUUGAAUCUGUAUCCAGCCGCCGAAUGCUCAGCACUGAAUGAUUGACAGGUGGGAUGAAAUAAUUGGGAGACAGCCACGAUUAUGCCAAUCAUAAGAUGUAUCCUCCCUUUACCUGUUCCCUUCCUUUUGGCAUCUGUUUCUGUGUACCAAAAGAUUAUAUGAUUAUGCAGCGGGCCAGGCGAGCGUCGGCCAGUGCACAUCUUUGUUUUUUUGUUUUUUUUGUUUCGUUUCUUUUCUCUCUUGUGAUUCUGUCAUUCUGAAGUGCAUUUGUCUGAGGAGAAACCUGCUGCUCUGUUGGGACUGGCGGCGGCCCCCACCGGCCCCCCCCCCCCUGGGCGACCGUCUUUGCUCUGAUGUUGAUGUACUCGACCGUACCUCAGGCUCAAUCAGACUGUCUGUCCUCCACAACUCUUUUUGCAUUUUUGGGAGCAUCUCUGUGUCACUCCCCCCCCCCCGGUCACCCACCCAGCCAACAACUCGACUCGGCGGGGAUUCUCCCAAAAAGGCAAGACAUCAACUGCAAGGAUGUGACAGUUUUCUCUUCUAGGUAACUCACUAGCUAAAAUAAAAUUACUCAUGUUUAGCGCAAAC